Messenger RNA from Vespa crabro (European hornet), 1285 nucleotides. RefSeq names its product F-box only protein 44-like. Gene Ontology annotation, biological process: glycoprotein catabolic process; SCF-dependent proteasomal ubiquitin-dependent protein catabolic process. NCBI's taxonomy places the organism in Eukaryota, Metazoa, Arthropoda, Insecta, Hymenoptera, Vespidae. Bases 287 to 1219 code for a protein of 310 amino acids. The record is from RefSeq and is a predicted model, not a curated record. The transcript is spliced from 4 exons. Gene Ontology annotation, cellular component: cytoplasm; SCF ubiquitin ligase complex. Gene Ontology annotation, molecular function: ubiquitin protein ligase activity; protein binding.
UAUUUGCCUAAAAAUUUCAUUUUACGAGAUAAACAAAUGCUUGCAAAAUAUCAAUAUAUAGAAUUAUAUAAGAAGUAAAUAUUUCUCGAUAUGAUAAGUAUGUUUCAAUAUUCAAUAAAAGCGCCUUUAGUUAUUAGUAUUGUAUCAUGCGUAUGUCAUUCGCAUUAACUGCCUUUACUGAUACUCUGUGACGGCUAGGGCAUUGCAUUGUGCGUAGGUUAUGCCAUAUUAGUCAACCUUGUCAUAGUAAUUCGUGUUGUCAAAAUUGACACAUUAAAGAUAAAUAAUGGGACAAUCUCAAGAUUGUAUCGUAACUCUUCGGGAGCCUUACGACGAAACUGGUGAUAAUGGAUUUAUUCUUGGUAAUAAAUAUAUUCCAGAGGAAUUACUGGCAGAAUUUCUUUGUCACGUUGACAACAAAACUCUAUUAAAUUGUCAGCUGGUCUGCAAACGUUGGAAAAUAUUAAUACAUAGCUAUGUAUGGCGUAAAAAAGCUGAGAUGACAUUAAAUCGUCCACAUACAUUAGACACAGAUAUGCCUUGGAAAGCAUAUUAUAUGAUAGCCAAAAAGAGACCGUUUGAAAAAAAUUUAAUAAAAAAUCAUUCAGGAGAAUACGGCGUACAAAAAUAUUGGAAAAUCUUUACAGACGGUGGUGAUCAUUGGAAGGUUGAAAAUCCACCUUGUGGAGUUCCACCUAUACCAAAAAAUGUUCCUGUUUUUGAAAAAAAAGAAUAUUGCUUUGUAACGUCUUAUAAUAAUUGUUCCAAAAUGCAAUUAAUAGAUUUAGAAGCAGAGGGAUUGUUGUCGUAUGUAUUGGACGUUUUACAGCCAACCAUAGUGGUAAGUGAAUGGUAUAGUUGUAGAUGGGAUUGUCCUGCUCAUUACGAAUGUACAAUAGAAUUAUUAAGGAGCGAUAAUAAAGUUAUGAAAACAUUCCAAUUUCAUGAUGAUAUUGAAGGAGAUAAACAAAAUCAAUGGUUAAAUGUUAGUCAUGAAUUUAAAGACUACGGGCUUGGUCUUAAAAAAAUUAGUUUCUAUCAUGGAGGAAUGGAUAAGUCCUUUUGGGCAGGACAUUAUGGUAGUAAAAUGGCUGGUGCUUGUGUUAUUGUUAAAAUACCUGAAAAUGAUGAGCAUCGGUGUGAGGAAGACACAGAUACAAAUACGGAUACAGAUACGGAUACAGAUACAGAUACAUAUAAAAGCUCUAAUACGGAUUAAUAAAGAAACUUAAUCCAUAUUCUAUAUAACAACGUAUAAAGUAUUUUUUCGAUGUAAGAUAGGAAG